Messenger RNA from Solanum stenotomum, 1290 nucleotides. RefSeq lists its product as uncharacterized. The transcript is spliced from 8 exons. Lineage: Eukaryota; Viridiplantae; Streptophyta; Magnoliopsida; Solanales; Solanaceae. Gene Ontology annotation, molecular function: heme binding. Bases 83 to 1168 code for a protein of 361 amino acids. The record is from RefSeq and is a predicted model, not a curated record.
ACCUAUAUGGAUUUUUAAGUUAGGUUUCAAAUUAAUGAACAAUUAGUUAUUAAUACUAUCACUUGAUUUUGUUGUUUCCAAGAUGUUAGGAAGAGUUUCAUCACUUGUAACAAUCUUGAUCUUCGCUCAAACUGGAAUUCUAAAUUCUCACCAUGAAGCAGCUCACUGGAGUUGCGAUUCCAACACCGAUACCCAUGUUCAAGCUCACUUCAACCCAGGAAGAAUAACCCUAGAUGGACAAGUUGAUGAUUGGAAAGAUAUUGAUGGUUCUGCAUUUUCUGUUUUACCUGCUUUAGACCCAGAUGCAGAUAAGGCAUACAAUGGUGGGAAAAUGACCGUCAAGGCAUCACAUGAUGGCAAGGAUGUUUUCUUCAUGUUGCAAGUCGACGGGGAUUAUACAUAUUCUGAAGGAUACAGUAACAAGACUGCAUCAGUUGCUUUUAUGUUCCAAAUUGGUGAAAAUGCAUCUUAUCACAGAAUGGGAGGAUGUGAAGAAGAACCUGAUACUUGCACGAGCAAGUCAUGCAAGGGCCAUGAAGUUGACCUUAUGCAUUUCUCAAUAGGAACGGCAAUUCCUGGAAGACUCUAUGGAGGGAACCUGCUAGAUAAUAGUGAGGGAAAUGGGGGUGACAGGUUUGGUCAUUUGGUUGAUCUGUAUUGUUGGAACCCACACUGCCGUUAUUUGGAUAGCUAUGGUCCAUCAGCAGUAAAUGAUACUAGUGCACAGAAUGAUUGGAAAGGAACAUGGUGGCACAGUAGCUUGACUCACUCAGGUUUUAUUAAGGAUGACAGCCCAUAUUCGUCCAGCAACCAAUCCGGUGCAUAUUAUUUUGAAUUUUCCAGGCCGCUGAGAACAAUGGAUCGCCUUCAACAGGAUGCUCAGUUCACAAUUGGCAAAACAAGUAAGAUGUCUGUGGCAUUUUGGUACCCCAUGGAUGGAAAACCGUGGCACGGGUCUGGUCAUUUUUCAAUUAGCUGCGAUUGGAUACUGUUGGAUAUCUUGCCAGAUAGUUCUGAGCUCACCAAGGUGCCACAGAGAAGUUCUUGGGAUGCUGCUACAGCAUUCUCCCUUCUCUUUUCAGUAGUGGCUUUUUGUAUAUCCAUCUUUGUUGGGCAUAGAGUCUCGAGAACCAAGAACAUCCCUUUUACACCCAUGAGCAAUCUUUAAAACUGGGACAGCUUUCUGCAGAUAACCUUUUUGCUUUCGAGUUGAUGUUGAUUAGUUCAUUCUUGAUUCUAGUUUUGUUUUGUGAUAAAAUAAAGAACUUUACACUUGGAUUAUACAGUUUC